This is a messenger RNA of Leguminivora glycinivorella, 447 nucleotides long. RefSeq lists its product as uncharacterized. Bases 104 to 427 code for a protein of 107 amino acids. Lineage: Eukaryota; Metazoa; Arthropoda; Insecta; Lepidoptera; Tortricidae. The record is from RefSeq and is a predicted model, not a curated record. The transcript is spliced from 5 exons.
ACUUUAGACAUGGAACACCGUAAAUAGAUUUCACAGAUUAUACUAGACAUCAUUGAUACACGGGACGUAAUAGUCAGUGGAUAAAGUUUGAUUUUCGGCAGCCAUGAAAGUUUUGCUCCUUUUUUGUUUGUUUGUUGGUGUCUACGCGCAUUAUGAAGUACAGAGAACUGGUCGCACGAUGAAGUCGACCAGAAAUCACACUUUGAAGACACAUCCGAAGAAGAAAUUAUUUCUCGGCUCUACAUUUAUGGGCACUAUGAAAGUACUUGCGCAUGUUGCUACUGUUUUAUCCGUCGUUGAAGUGACAGCUAGUUUGAUGGACCGGUUCGGUGAUAAGAGCAAACAGGAAGAAGAUAGCGCGAAAGCGGAAGAAGUAAACGAUGAAGAAGUUGAAAUGGUUGAUGAGAACACGGAUGAAGAGUAUUAAAGAAAUACAUACGAGAUUAA